CCCAUGAUAAAAGACAGUUUAGCAGACGAUGGAAAUAUCUAAAGUCAAGAGAUAGCUUACCGAAAAAAGUCAAGAGCCUUGGUUUCUCUUGAUCUCUCGUGAACACAUGUCAGGACGGGUUUGCUGACAGGUGUUCACGAUAUCGAACAGUGAGCGAGGAGGCGGUCAAGCAUGUAUUAAGAAUAGGAAGAGUGAAAUGCAGGAAUUUUUACAGGAUACUCAUACCGAUGUUACUUCGUCAUCCCUGGAAAAGUGAGAAGUGAAACGCAGAUAGCAGAAACUCGUCAGCUCUGAAAAUAGAUCGACACAGGUGUGCAGAGCAUUGAAAUCAGUCUCGUGAGCAGAAAGUCUUGUUGACCAUUGUUCUCGACCUUGACCACUGUUUUGGACCAUUGUUCUCGACCUUGACCACUGUUUUGGACCAUUGUUCUCGAUCGUUGAUACAUGCAAAAUGAACAAAAGGUCAUGCAAAGGUGAGACGGGUCUUACCAAAAAGUGGAGCAAAUUUUCUUCGAGAGGCAAGGGAGGCCCCGAAAACUUUUCCUGCGAGUACAAGGGAGUGCGCCAGCGGACUUGGGGCAAAUGGGUUGCUGAGAUUCGGGAUCCAGGGAGAAGAAGUAGAGUGUGGUUGGGGACGUUCAACACCAAGGAGGAAGCUGCAGCGGCUUACGACCGGAAAGCUUUACAAUUUUUCGGUCCUACUGCUCACCUCAAUUUGCAAAGCUCUCGCGUCGCCACUAAGUCUAAUCAGAACACCGUAUUUACGCCAUUGUUCUCCGUACCUUCGCGAACAUUGUUCUCAAAAACAAAUCCAUUUCCUCAAGUUUCUGAUUUGUUCUCAAAAACAAAUCCACAUCCUCAAGUUUCUGAUUUGUUCUCAAAAACAAAUCCACAUCCUCAAGUUUCUGAAAUUCCUACUGAGCCGUCGAAAACUGAAACAGAUUUUAGUGAAAAUUUCGAAGCAUUAUACACAGGCUCGAAUUCGAACGAUGCUAGAUGGAUCCAAGAUACUCCUAUAAACGACCUUCCAUCACUAGACACUGACUUUGAUUCAAUUCGAGAUUCUUUCAUACCUUUAGAACUCAAAGGAUUGAAAAAAAGCGAAGAACUUCCACCAUUAGAUACCGACAUCAAAAAUUUAGAUAAGCAGCCUGACUUUGACUUCACAUCGUAUUUAAACGAAAUCGCAUUCAAAUACAAUGACGGGCCUCGAUGAGCUGGUGCAACGUUUUGCUGUCGUUGAUUUGUCCAAUUUCUGUUUUGAUAUCGCUAAAGACCAACUUUACACCGGAGAGCUAUCUUUGCCACGGAGGAGUUGCCAGACCGCACUUGCAGCUCUCCUUCUAUCUUUAGUUCGAGUGAUUGCACCUGUGAUGCCCCAUAAGGCAGAACAUGUGUGGCAAAUUUCCGUUUGAUUAUUACGAUGGCAAGAAUACAAAAGCAGAAACUGUCUUUGAAGCCGCAUGACCAAAGUGGAGGAAUAUUGGAAAUCCGUACCAGAAUCAGAUUUGAAGUUCUGUGCAGCUCUUUUGCAAGUUCGCGAAGAAGUGAAUAGAGUUUUGAAACAAGCGAGAACUGGCAAGCUCGUAGGGGCAAGCCUUGAAGCGAAAGUCUACGUCCAUUCCUCCCAUCAGAAACUACAUCAACGUCUGCAGGGUUUUCCACGAUCAGUAGAAGGAGUGGAUAGCUUCAACAGAAUCUUUUUAACAUCUCAGGUCGAAGCUGUUUCUAAAAGCGACGGUGAGAGCAUGAACCAUCCUUACUCAGGCAGCUAUGUGAUGGAAGGAUAUGGACCUUCCUUACUCAGGCAGCUCUGUGAUGGAAGGAUAUGGACCUUCCUUACUCAGGCAGCUCUGUGAUGGAAGGAUAUGGCGAUCUGUGCAAUGGGAUAUCUUGUGCCGAUGGUACCAAGUGCGAGAGGUGCUGGAAUUAUUCUAAAGCAGUAGGAACGCUUGAACAUUGCACACUUUGUGAACGCUGUAAUGGUGUCGUGAAAAUGAGGCCUGCACCAUAAACAUAUAUAGCUGUGUAGAUAUAUUUCAUUCGUGGUGUUCAUCGUCUAUUCAUUUUACAUUCCAGUUGUAACAUAAAUUCACACAAUU
This is a messenger RNA of Marchantia polymorpha subsp. ruderalis, 2102 nucleotides long. Lineage: Eukaryota; Viridiplantae; Streptophyta; Marchantiopsida; Marchantiales; Marchantiaceae. The record is from the annotation of a GenBank genome assembly.